Molecule: messenger RNA, 3201 nt
Organism: Debaryomyces fabryi
Lineage: Eukaryota; Fungi; Ascomycota; Pichiomycetes; Serinales; Debaryomycetaceae
Gene: RIC1
Product: Ric1p
Exons: 1
Coding region: 1-3201 (1066 amino acids)
Biological process (GO): retrograde transport, endosome to Golgi; intracellular protein transport
Cellular component (GO): cytosol; Ric1-Rgp1 guanyl-nucleotide exchange factor complex; Golgi membrane
Source: RefSeq, a predicted model, not a curated record
AUGGUUUGGGUAGAUGCAUAUCCUACGUCACUGAUUGCUUUAACUGGAAAUGAGCCUAUUCUUAAACUUAUUCGUAUCCCACAUACACCGCUAAUUGGGUUGUUGACUAAAUCAAGUUUGUUGAUUUACAAUCAGCAUACUUUAUUGUUAGUAGCACAUCAUAGAAGAACCGACGAGUCAUUGCAACAACACGGAGAAAAUAAUAAUGUAAAAUGCAAAUAUAUAUCAGUUAACAGUGCUCAACUACAACAAUUGGCUAUGGUAAACCUCUUUGUUGAAACUGAUUUAAGCUGUUUGGUGAUUUACCAAGUCAUGAUAAACUAUUCGAAGUCAUUAUACGAAGUACAUAAUAAGCAAAACGAUGAAUUAUUACAAACAGGUUUACCAUUAAGUUUUACUUCACAUAAAUUUUCGUUGGUCAAUAUGAUAAAAUCAGCAACAAAGACUAUUAUGCAAGGAAAUCAGGUGCUGGUAAAUUUGGAGAAUAUAGAACAUUUUAAUAACUGUUCCAUUGAGGAUGAAUUAGGUAAUUUUAAGAUUGAAUAUGUGAAGUUGUCAAUCUAUAAAAUAUUGAAAAUUGGUAUUGGGAUAUCAAAAUAUUGGAUUAAACAAAAUUCCCAUAAUAUUCUAGUUUUUAAUGAUAAGAACGAAAAAUGUUCUGGUGAACAUGCUCAAUCAUUGCCAGAAGAUGAUAAUUAUUUCCAACUCAUAAACAUAAAGAAUUUUAAGAAUGAAGUGUUCCAAUUAUCCGAACUUGAAUGGUAUGACAACGAUUCGAAUAUUAUGUAUAUUACAUUCAACUACUAUGGAAACUUCAUCUUAUUGAUUAAUGAAAAAAACCAAAUUUGGUAUAUGAAAUUUGAACAAGGUGAAGACCUGGAAGUUAAAAUAGUUGGUCAGAAAGUAUACGAUUUUAAUAAAGUAGAAACACCAGAAUACAAAAUAUCAUUCAAUCCACAUUUUGACUUGGUUUUAAUAAGAAUCGAUCUCAAAAUUAAACUAUUUAAAUUCCACCAAAAGAAAGCUAACAAUUCAUUGGACUUUGUCAAAGAUAUUGACUUUGAAUUUACUAAUGGUGAGAUUGAAAUCUCCUGGUCACCAUGUGGUAUGUUUGUCGUUGUGUUUAACAAAGAUUCUGGGUAUUGGUCAGUCUACUCAAGGUUUGGCAAUAGAUCCUUUGACUCUUUUGAAAUCUUAAAUGAAGCAAAUUCCCGGAAUAAUUCUGACACUAACGUAAUUACAAAUUUCCUAAAAGUUUCAAGCAUUUUAAUUACUUCUAACUCAAGCCAAUUGAUAUUAAUGGAUAAAGAUAAGACCCAUUUAUAUUUGGUUGAUUUAUUGUCGUUAGCAAAUGGGAAUCACUUGGCUGGAACCAGUUCAGAUUUAAUAUUUUACAAUAAUGAAUAUAUUAGUAUAUUAUCCAACUAUAGCCCCAAUUCCUCAAAUAAUUUCACUCGAUUUCCAUUGUUGCCUAUAUUUAAGGAUAUAAUCAGAAAGAUUGAAUACUUUAAUGGUUCACGUUUAUCCGUUAAACAUCAAAGUGGAAAAUUGCAGUUCUCUUCUAAUAGAUAUAAACAAAUAUCGAUCACAUAUGGAAAUCACAUUGCAGUUUCUACUCCAUAUAGCAGUGGAGUUGAUGUUAACCAGAUAUUAUGGUUCAAUUUCCGUGACUAUUACGUUGAAUCUCUUAAUAUAAUUGAACAUUUUUGGUUUGAUGAUUAUUUAAUCCUAUUUAAUAGAACAACACAGGAUGAUAAUCUUGUGGAUGAAAUUAUGGUCUUGGAUACUUCGCUAUCAAAAUUCGGGCAUGGCGGUACAAACUUCAACUUUGACAGUGAUUUAAUUAUUUGGAAACACAACUUGAAUAGUAGAGUUAUUUGUUAUGAAUUAGGUGACCGAGAUGAGGUUACACUGAAGGCAGAUGGAAUCAAUCUAAGUAAGAAUUUAAUUAUUGUAACAGGUGAUAAGAAAAUAAUUAUAUUCGAAUUAUCAAAAUAUGAGUCAAGUAUGCUUAUCAAGAAGCGCUUGCAAAGUGGAAACUCGCGUCCAAAUCUGGAUGAUCAGGAUGAUUCAGAUGUUAAGAACUAUAAGAUUUUCAUUGGCUUAAGUAAAACGGUUCAUUUGAAUAGCAUUGAAGAUAAAUUGGCCAUAGCUGACAUCAGCCAAGUUAACGUGGUGAACAAUAAGCAUUUCUUGUUAUUAUUAAAUAAUGGGGAUUUAUUUUUGUUGAAAAACUACUCUUCAAAGCCGUCGCAAGAUGAGCCAACGGGUGCGUUGAAGCAACCAAGUAACAUUUACGAAUUAAUCAAAAUCAAGGAUUCAAUUGAGUGUUAUCAAUUACAGUCCAUCAACUAUGUCAAACAGAGUAAGAUUUCCUACUUGUACCUAUUCAAUGGUGAGUCCUUAUUGAUUUAUAAUUUAGUAGAAAUGAUUGAUCUGGCAUUUGGCAGUCAUCAUCGCGUACCUGAUAGCAUUAAUGAUGUGGAACCUCAAAUGGUUGAGCCAAUUAGCAUCGAGGUGCACGAUUUUCAACCACUUAUAAUCGAAAACACCAUUUGCGAGAACUCAGCUGGUCUUAAGUCAAUUGAUCUCAUAGGGUUGGAAAGUCUCUCGUUUUACAAAAACAAUUAUUUGAUUGUGAAAAACAAAGUGAACCACAAGUUAGUUCUAAACAAUUUCAUAGAAUAUGACGUCUCCACGAAGUUCAAUAUUGAAUCAAUCUUGCUCAAAUAUCAGUCAUUCAACAACUUUGAUUACUGUCUCGAAUUGCUACUAUUUAACUAUCUAACCUCGAAUAUUUCCGAACAUCUUUCCAAGAUCAUUGACCUAAUCAACCACACAAAACUGCCCGAGUCUAUCUACAUCAACUGCUUGAGAAAAAUAGAAAUUGCAUACUGGCAGACAUUUUUUGAAUACUUGCAGACUACCCCAUUCGACUUCAUGAACAAACUCAUUGAAAUCGGCAACGUCGAAUUGUGCUACAACUAUCUCAUCAUUUACCUUAACUUCAAGAAAGAGCACGACGACACCUCGUCCGAUAUUUCAUUAGAUUCUCAUGACACAGAAAUCAUACUAAAAAUCAUCAAAAUGCUUGAUAAAUCUCAAAAGUGGGACUGGUGCUUUGAGCUUUGUAGGUUUAUAAAACUCCUAGAGCCAUCGGGCCAUCUAUUGAAGCAAAUCGAAGUAGUACUUAGUAGUUAG